Molecule: messenger RNA, 795 nt
Organism: Diorhabda carinulata
Lineage: Eukaryota; Metazoa; Arthropoda; Insecta; Coleoptera; Chrysomelidae
Gene: Sys1
Product: protein SYS1 homolog
Exons: 3
Coding region: 235-714 (159 amino acids)
Biological process (GO): Golgi to plasma membrane protein transport; protein localization to Golgi apparatus; Golgi to endosome transport
Cellular component (GO): Golgi membrane; trans-Golgi network
Source: RefSeq, a predicted model, not a curated record
CACUGACACUUAAAAUUGACAUUCUUGUUGAAUUUGGUUAUAAUUGGACUUGAUUGGAAAAUAUUAGAUAUUAACGAUACGUGAAAUAUACACACAUGAAAAGAUUUCUUAUAAAAUAUUUUGGUUACUAGUUUCAUUUAUGUACAAAUAGCAUGCUCCAUUGACUUGAUAACUAACUUUUUGCAAUGGUUUGAAACUAUCCAUAUAGUUUAAAACAUUAAUUUAUUGUGAAAAAUGAAGAAAUUAACAGGUUCUUUCCGAUAUACUCAAUGGGAUCCUUGGCUAAUAAUAUUCCAAAUAGUAUCUAUGCAGUGUGUUUUAUAUACCACGAUAGUACUUAUAAUAGCUAUACUGGGAUCAUUAAUUGGAGAACCGAAAACCCUGGAUAGCAUUUUUCAGUAUCAUGAAAUACAAGUACGUGAUUCAGGAGGAAUAAUUGUUAUUUGUAGUUUUGUUAUAAAUGCUGGGAUUGGGUCUAUUUUAAUGUGGUACAUAGUAGAAAGGACAAAACAAUGCAUGGAUUUCAGUUGUACGUGGCAUUUGAUUCACUUAAUCAUCUGUUGGAUUUACAAUGAACAGUUCCCCACAACAUUUUCAUGGUGGGCUUUAAAUGUGGCGUGUGCUACACUGAUGUGUGUUUGUGGUGAAAUUUUAUGUCUAAGGACAGAAUUGGCUGCUAUUCCUUUGUCAUUAGGUCCAAAGACUGAUCUGUAGAUCAACUAAUAAAAAAGAAAUCACUUGUGAUAUAAAACUCAUUUAGAUAAGUUAUGAUUAAUAAAGUACUAUUCAAGUUAA